Molecule: messenger RNA, 1896 nt
Organism: Striga asiatica
Lineage: Eukaryota; Viridiplantae; Streptophyta; Magnoliopsida; Lamiales; Orobanchaceae
Source: the annotation of a GenBank genome assembly
AACACAUUGUUUGUUAUGUAAAUCCAAUAAUUGUGACCACCUUGAAACAAAAGGUUAAGUCACAAGCUGGGUACAAAUGUGUGCGUUGCACUUGCACAUGGCCAAGGCCAACCUCCCCAUGUUCCAACUGCUCCCACAUCAACCCCACCUUCCUUUUUUCUUUCUUUCUUGCUUAUUUCUUAUGCUUAUUUUAUUUUCCUAGUAUAACUAACUAGAACACACAUAUAUCCAUUCAUUCACUAAUAUCUACACAUAACACAAUUCCCCAUUGUAUCCAUAAGGCUAAUUACUACUACUUGUUCAUCAUUACUUAGCCCUGCCUUGUUUGUCCUUAGACGACAUUAUUAUCUCUAUCUAAUUCUACCUACAUAGCUUUUGAUCAUUUCAAGGAUUGGUGUUUGUUUGUAAAGAUGUGUUCUUCAAAGUCGAGAGGAUUACAGAGGAGCAGCAGCUUCAACGGUCAGCCGCCACCUAAUCGCGGCCCUCUGCUCGAGAGGCGCAAUUCGUUCAAUAAUAGUAUUAACGGUCGGGAGGCGGCUGCAGGAAGCAUAGCAGCGGCUAGAAGAGAGCAAGUGGCCAUUCUUCAGGAGCAAAGGAAAAUGCGCAUCGCUCACUAUGGAAGAACGGUCGCAACUAAUAAGGCUGCUCUUUCCAACAACAAAAACGACGACAAUAAUAAUAAUAUUCAUCAUCAACAUUACUCUUUCCCUCCUCUUGCUGUUCCUUGUACCCAACAACAACAAGAUAAGAGAUGCACUUUCAUCACCCCUAAUUCAGACCCUUUAUACGUGGCUUAUCACGAUCAAGAAUGGGGGGUGCCUGUUCAUGAUGAUAAGUUGCUGUUUGAAUUGCUGGUUUUGACUGGUGCGCAAGUAGGAUCGGACUGGACUUCGGUUUUGAAGAGAAGGCAAGAUUUUAGGGACGCCUUGUCGGGUUUUGAUGUUGACAUCGUUUCGAAAUUCUCUGAGAAGAAGAUGAGUUGCAUUGCAGCAGAGUAUUGUAUGGACUUGGGCUUCCUCAGGGGAGUAGUCGACAAUGCUAAAAUGAUUCUUGAGGUAAAGAAGGAAUUUGGAUCGUUGGACAAGUAUGUGUGGGGAUUUGUGAAUCACAAGCCCAUCACAACCCAAUACAAGUGGUGCCACAAGAUCCCGGCAAAGACAUCCAAAUCGGAGACGAUAAGCAAGGACAUGGUUAGGAGGGGGUUUCGGGUGGUGGGCCCCACCGUCAUACACUCCUUCAUGCAGGCCGCUGGCCUCACCAAUGACCACUUGAUUACCUGCCCCAGCCGCCACUCCUCCAACACUCUGUAUACGUGCAUCACCCCUUCAUCACCACCAUCAUCAUCCUCAUCCUCAUCAUCGUUAUCUAAUUAACCCCUCCAGCUCCGUGAUUAAUUAUAUAUAAGGUCACGCAGUGUUGUUAUUGGCUAAUUAAUUAUUGAUAUUAUAGUCUUCAGAAUUAAUCCUAUCCCAAGUGUGUUUGUGGGGAAAAGGAAUCAACUUUUUUUAUUGCGACUUGUGGGCGCGCUGGAAAAGGAGAAUAUAUAUAUCAUACAAUCAUAUGGGGAAAGGGCAUUAAUGCACAUGGCAGAGCUAAUCAUACACCCAACCCAUCUACAUAUUAUUAUCCUUUCUUUUGUGUUUGUAUUCCCUGUCUGGGACCUCUCUACAAUACAAGGUGGUGCUUCCUGAUUAUAAUGUAUUUAUAGGUUUCUUUAUAUAUAGGUGUGAGAGCAAAACGCGAAAAGGUGUUGUGCUAAAUUGUAUCAUCAUAUUCUAAUUCUGUGUGUUGUGUCAAGGUUUGGUUUCCUUAUUUUUUGUAAUAGAAUUGCUGGUUUUUGUUGUGUACAGUGUGUUCUUUUCCUACCUGGGAUUGCUGAUUUUUUUUUAUUUUUUU